This is a messenger RNA of Quercus lobata, 836 nucleotides long. RefSeq names its product cytochrome c. NCBI's taxonomy places the organism in Eukaryota, Viridiplantae, Streptophyta, Magnoliopsida, Fagales, Fagaceae. The record is from RefSeq and is a predicted model, not a curated record. The coding region runs from base 216 to 554 and encodes 112 amino acids. The transcript is spliced from 3 exons. Gene Ontology annotation, molecular function: heme binding; electron transfer activity.
UGCGGUUUGAUGAAUACCUCUAAGUGUGCUUGUGGACGAGUGGGGACUGAGUAAUUAAACGAGAAAACGAAGGGUAGAUACGUCAAAUGGGAAUCCAAAACCCCAUAGUAGUUGGAGCUCAGAGACCUGCUUAAAUCAGCUUAUUGAAAAUUAAAAACCAAAAACCCUAAUAACCCUUUUGUAUCAGAGAGCAAUCAAAAUCUGAGAACAAAAAAAUGGCGAGCUUCGCAGAAGCACCACCGGGAAAUCCCAAGGCCGGCGAGAAAAUCUUCAAGACCAAGUGCGCUCAAUGCCACACCGUCGACAAAGGCGCUGGUCACAAACAAGGACCUAAUCUAAAUGGUCUUUUCGGAAGGCAGUCUGGCACAACUCCUGGGUACUCCUAUUCUGCUGCAAAUAAGAAUAUGGCUGUGAAUUGGGGAGAGAAUACGUUGUAUGACUACUUGCUUAACCCAAAGAAGUACAUUCCUGGAACGAAGAUGGUUUUCCCUGGUUUGAAGAAGCCACAAGAUCGUGCAGACCUCAUUUCUUAUCUGAAGGAAUCAACUGCGUGAUCCUUUUAGUUAGGUUAGACUAAUAUUUUGUCAGAAGUUGAAGAGUUUGGCUGAUGGAGCGAAUUUGAAAAUUUUUCAUUGAAAUAGUAGAAAACAGUGUCUAUUUUAAAUAAAACCAUCAGGGGUUUAGUGUAUUUCUCUUGGAGAAUAGGCUAAAACUCGAACAAUUUUGUGCAAGACCCUUCUCAUAUGGCAUUUCACCAAAUAUAGAUGCUUUUUUUGGGGGGGCUCUGAUAUAUAUACCGCUGUUUGGCAUUCUAUCUUUGAAAUCAUUUCUUUUGG